This is a messenger RNA of Anopheles stephensi (Asian malaria mosquito), 3034 nucleotides long. RefSeq lists its product as uncharacterized. The transcript is spliced from 6 exons. NCBI's taxonomy places the organism in Eukaryota, Metazoa, Arthropoda, Insecta, Diptera, Culicidae. Bases 850 to 2613 code for a protein of 587 amino acids. The record is from RefSeq and is a predicted model, not a curated record.
AUCAUCAGCUGUUGCGAGCGGCGAGCUGCGAGCAGAAAUUUCGUGCGCAGCGCCGUUUAGUGUAUAGCGUGGCUUUCGAUCAGUUCGGUUCGGUUAUGCCCUGCCCCGGCAAUCCACUGAUGGGCCGUUGUUAUUGUCUACGGUGGCUGCCAAUUCGCAACUGGGGUGUCAGUCUGCGCGCUGCUUUAUUCCGCACAAGCACCACGGUGCCUGCAACACGAGACGCGAACAUACCAGAAUAAAGGGAACUCCAGGGAGCCUGGAUCGUUUGCCGGUUGCGCUUGUUUUGGAUGGACUGAUUUCCGCCGUGUGCCAGUUUUGUUGUGUUAUCAGCGAAUAAAGAAAAAACGGGAUUUCUAUUUGCAACGGUACAUAACAAUUCGUUUUAAGUGCAGCAUAUUCGGAAGUGCGCCUGCUGGAAGUCUGUGUGUUGCAACGAUUUGGUGCAGUGAGAAUUGAGUUGCGUGAGUUGAGCUUUUUUCGUGCGCUCGUGCUUGUGGUUUGUGCGUCUGUACUCAUGUGUGCUUUCGUUGGUCAUAAUUCCUGGCAUUUAAAUCCCAUUCCGUGUGCCCUAUUGCCAGAAUGUGUGUGAUGAUCGAAUGAUUUCAACGCGAGCAUACUCAUUGCAAGAGCUUGAAACCGCUUACGGAAGUGCGAUACGGCCAGCAGUGACGAAGAGCGGCUACGCAAAGAAAAAAGUGUCGUACAGUGUUCGUGACUUUCGCAAAAACGGCGACAAUAUCUGUUCACCGCCACGCAUCUUCUCCAUCCAUGCGCAAGUUGUCGGGCAGUUCCGCAUCCGAUACACCCGUCCGGGGUUGAGCUGAGCGGGUUCCUCCAAGCGGGAACAUGAACUUUGUGAAACCGUACAAAGGUAUCUGCUUCAUUUUUUUGGGAUUACUAUCAGCACUAAAAUGUCAGUCAUUAGAAAGCGAAGACUUGCAUCACCUGUCGGAUCGUGAAAAAGUGGAAGCGCUAGUAAAACAAUGGGCACCGCUGGUAUGGUUGGCACCGAACGAAAAAUACAUGCCCGGCGAUGUGUCCAAGUUUCUCGAGCAUGUGCACGCGGAGGAGGCGAAAGUGGUGACAGUGUAUCCGGGCAGCGAAAUUACGGAGCUCGACGAUCUCAAACACUACGACGAUGGGAUGACCAACGAGCUGUCGUACUACGAUCCGGUGGAUCAGCGGCAAGGGCGCUUUCGCAACAAGCGCAACUUUAAGGAUCCUUCCGUUUCGUUGGACCUGCUGUUCGACUUUCCGAUCGGGAAUGAGUCGAAAAGCUGGUACCUGGUGACCAACAACGACAUCGAUGAGCUGAUCACGCAGAAGGACUCGUUCUUGCACGGACAGAACCCCCUGGAGGAAAAUGUGCCAAUUUACGCGGUGAUCAGCAUGUGCCGGCACUCGCAGUCGGAAAUGUCCCGCAAGCCACCGGACGCCGGUGUACCAUUCGCACCGCAGCCAACAACAACAACUGCGUAUCCGCUGCCGUCCACACACCUGCUUCACGUUAAAAAUAAUCAAGAAAACGAGGUAGCGUACACAGCAAAUGAUCGUCCACAGUACAAGCGGAACCCGUACGCUCCGACGCCGAAAAACAUUUUCGAGCUACAGCCCAACUUGCGCCAGACGAUGAACAAGGUAGAAAAAAGCAUUCGUCUGAUUCGCAGAAAACGAGACGCACCGGUAGAGUCCACCACACGCCAGGGUCAAACGUCCUCUGAUAGUACCGAUACACCGGCACAGCAAGAUGCAGACGACAUCACCAUGGGACGGAAGGUUACUAUCGAUUCCGAUGAUGGAACCGGUAAGCACAAUUUGAACUCCAACGCGGAUGAUUCCGUUGAAAGCGUCCAGCGAAGCGAAGAGAAUGAGGAAUGGGAAACCAUCACCGAACGGCGGCACGAUACGGAACGAUAUCGCGAGGAAGUGUCCCACGAUUAUCCCCACUUUCACGUUACGUAUUGGAUGUUCUAUCCCUACAGUCAGGGUAAAAUAAUGUGUACCAUUGACCUGGGGCCGUUCGGUCCGUGGCCGAUACCUCUAAUCUUUGGCAUGUGUCUUGGUACGAAGAAAGAGUUCGGCAGCCAUGUUGGCGACUGGGAGCACAUGAGUCUCUUUUUCCGCGGCAGAAAGGAACCAGAUGAAAUGUACGUAUCGGCCCAUGAUGCAGGAGCAUUCUAUUCGUACGAAAGGCUAACGGGCACGUUCGAGUACCAUAGUCAGGAAACGAGAAAAGGAAUUCUUCAACAGCCAACCUUCCCCAAAACGGUCGUUACGUCCAGCAAUCAUCCCGUGCUUUUCGCAGCGGAAGGUUCCCAUGGGCUGUGGACGGCGCCCGGAAAGCACAAAUUCGUGCGCGUUCCCCGUCUCUACGACAUCAAUGGAUUCGGUAUGCCAUGGUCAACGUGGCGGAACGUGCAGGUCAUCUACGAGAAUGGGCCCCAAGGACGCAGCGCACUGCAACCGAAAUGGAUGAAGUUCAACGGACGAUGGGGCAAUCCGAAGACGAAAUGCCAUCCACUGAAACGGAUCGGUUUGCACAUCUGUGAGCUAACCGACGGUCCCACAGGAAUCCCGCGCAAAAAACAUCACUUUAAAUGUAAAGCAUGACACCGGGCCAACCAUACCGACCAACGGAAAACACCUACUGACGCGUCCCCAAAACCAUAAAGCAUGAUUGCAUACCAGUUCCUGGGAGUUUACGGCAACCCCUAUCCCACCCUUCUUGCACGCUAGUAUGCGGGGAGUUCGCAUAGAAUAACUAUUUAUUUGUCCACUCUAUUUAUUACGACUCGUGGAAAACGCACGGGUCUCUUGCUGUUUUUUUAUUUUUAUUUUGUUUUUAAAGAUCGCUUUUGCUUCUCGUCAUACCGCGUAAAGAGUAAAAAUUGAUUGAGCACAGGUCUGAUUGAUAAUCGCUGCUUGUUUUACGAUCAAAUGCGUAUUGCAGUCUGUUGUACAUAGCGAGUUGUUUCAUUGGUCUGUUAACAUUUAUGUGCCCUAUGAUAAUGUAAAUAAAAUUUUAAAAUUA